CCCUGCAGGCUGCACUGCAAUGCACCAUGGCCAGCUCUGAGCAGGGGCAGUUCAGGCUCCCCUGCUCCCUGUGCUCAGCACUGAGGCACAGGUGAGCCCGGUGUUGCUGGGCACGCACUCACACGGUGCUGGGUACCCUGGCUGGGGUCUGCACCGCACCGCUGUCACCUUGAGGAGGACAGCCCUGGUGUGCUGGGUCUGCUCCCCAGUGCUGCAGGAGCGGCCUUUAACCGUCCGCCCAUCCCCAGUGACCCAGUAACCCUGGCAGGCAGAGAGAGAGGGAAAAUCUAUCGGCAGCAGAAUUACCCAUCGAGCCUGCAGGACGCUGCGGCCACCGCAGGCUGAUCGAUGAGCCAUCCCCUUUCCCUCUCCCGUUUCCCCUCACUCCUCAUUUGCUCUGUGCAUCAGUCUGGGGCCGCUGCGAGCGUGCUGUUGUGCUCCCGCCACCCAGCCAGGCACAACGCUUUGCUCAGCCCCUCUCCCCCCCAUCUGCUCUACCUCCCUGGGCAAGGAAGUGCUGAGAGCUGUCCUGGAUGUGCUGUCUUCCCUCUGCUGGGUGCAGGCAGAGAGCAGUCCCAGCAGCUGAAGGCUGGAGGGGCUGUGAUGGCGCUGAGCUCCGUGCCAGCCCCUCCCUGGGUGAGGGGAGCCCAGCUGGGCUCGCUGCCCCACUUUGUGCAAGCUGCCUGCCCCAGCAGCCGCACGGCACACUGAGCUCUCAGCCCCACGCUGGGGUUAAGCAGUGCCGUCCCCCCGUCCCCAUCCCCCCCGUGAAGGCCAAGCCUUCCACUGCGCCCACAGCCAUCGACCGUGCUCCAGCUGCAGCUGCAGCCACCCCUGGUAAAUCAGUAACCGGCGUGUGCGAGCCAGGCACUGCGUGUCCCAUGGGCAUCGCCAGCCAAGCGCAAGCGGACGCUCCCCGGUCCUUUGAGAAGUGUCUGCGGUUGAAUCCGGACGUUCCCGUGUGGGCCUCCAAGCAGCGCAUUCUGUGCACCCUCAACCACAGCCUGAAGGAUGUGCUCAACUACGGGCUCUUCCAGCCGGCCUUCAAUGGCAGAGCGGGGAAGUUCCUGGACGAGGAGCGCCUGCUGCGGGAGUACCCCCUGAAUCCCGACACUCCCGUCCCCUACCUGGAGUUCCGGUACAAGAGGCGUGUGUACACCCAGACUUUACUGGAUGACAAGCAGUUUGCCAAGCUCCAUACCAAGGCAAACCUGAAGAAGUUCAUGGAAUACGUGCAAAUGCUGAACGCGGAGAAGGUCUGCAGACUGCUGGAGAAGGGACUGGACCCCAACUUCCACGACCCGGAUACUGGAGGUGAGGUUGGGCUCUCCAGAGAGGGGGGGGAUGGCAGAGCAGGGCUGGGGGAGAAAGUGUCCAGGGGAGACAGCGAGAAUCUGGGCAGUGGUUGUUCUUGGUGGGCGUAGCAUAUGAUGGGUUGUCUGAAGGGAAGGUUUGGAACAGCAGUAUGUAUGUAAGCUGGAUUUCUUCGUAGUGUGUCUUAGGUCUUGAAGGUUUUUGGAACACAAAGUUACUAGAAGGCCAUUGACAGAAGGUACUGUGUGGGGAGAGAAAGAUGCAUGGUCUGGGAAUACGGCAUAAAAUGAGACAGCCGUGGGGCUGUGCAUCUUUCAGCCGUGGGGCUGUGCAUCAUCUGGGAUUCUGGGGAGGAUGGGGCAGUCUUUGGAAAUGGCAUGCUGCGGGAAGGUGAAGUCUCUCUGUGACACAGUCAGAAGGCUGACAAAAUAUUUUGGAGAAGCCAAGAAAAUCAAAUCUUGGCUUCUGAGUGCCUCAGUGUUGUAUUUUAAUUUUUUCCCCACCCUAGGGAGCUCAGGGUUCGGAGCGCUGGCUGUGGGGUUUUCUUCAGGCUCCGGGGUGUGAGGAGCAAGAAUUAAACUCCCACGUCUGAUGCUUGAGAAUGGGGCCAAGGGGGAGGAUCCAUCCCCAGCCCCAGCUGAGCCUCUCAUGGUCUUGUUCUGAGCGAGGAGCUGCUGGUUUAGUUAUUUCUGUUUUAAAGCAGUGCAUUUUAUUAUUAUUUAGUGCAGAGUUGGACUUCUGUUUUGUGAACGAUGGGCACAUUUCCAACUCACGAGCAGGUGCCAACCUGAUGAUUAAUUUUCCGUGUUUCUGGUUCAGCUGGGUGGCUCCUCAGCUUGGUUCUGAAUCUCUGGCUACCUCUGCACGAGGAGAUCUUGUGGGCCCAGGCUGCUGUCCCGCACUGUGGUCAGCUGGCAUGGCGUGGUGUCAGGCACACUGUUAACCUCCCCAGUCCUCCCAGACAACAGGGCUGCACCCAGACUGCCCCUUGGGAUGGCUCAUGGCCUCUGCCAGCUCCUGGGCUGGAAGGGUGAAAGCUGACUCAGCCAAACUGGCAAAACCACUCAAACUCAGCCAGCAAUGUUUGUUUAGUUUAAUUUACUGGUGUAGCCACUCUGGUCCUGAUGGACAACUGCUCUUAUGACAAAUAAACCAAUAGCAGCGUAUGAGCAUGAUCGCUGUCUGCCUUGGAGUGUGCCCAAGCAGCUUAGCUCUGUUUGGUUUUCAUUUUUUGCCCGAGACCUUUCAAGCAUUUUGAGGGACGUUUCUUUAAAAGAAAGCCCUCUGGUCUUCUAAAGCUGACUCAGCUUUAUGAAGUGUAUCAUAUUGCAGAGCACAGUGCACUUGAGGAGGUCAUAGAAUGGUUUGUUUUGGAGGAGAACAUACAGCCCAUCCGGUUCCAACCCACUGCCAUGGGAGGGGACACCUCCCACCAGGUCAGGCUGCUCAAAGCCCCAUCAAUGGAGCUGCAAAAGUUUUGGAUCUGAUGUUAUUUUAUAGAAUCACAGAACCACCAAGGUUGGAAAAGACCUCCAAGGUCAUCCAGUCCAACUGUCCACCCACCACCAAUAUUCCCCACUAAACCAUGUCCCUCAGUACAACAUCUAAACAUUUCUUGAGCACAGAAGGUUGGAAGCUUACGGGAACAGGCUCACGUGUACUGAGAAGAAUCUGUUAAAUAUAGAGGGGAAAGAAAGAAAAAAACAACAACAAGAAAAGCACCUGAUCCGAACAGUCAUCUGAUUCCAGUUCAGAGCUGACAGCAAAACUGGAUGUUACGAGAUGUGAAAACAGCGUUGGAGCAGAGGGAGUCUUGGGCACCGCGCUUCGAGCCCUCAUUCUUGUGCAAAAACACACAACUGUUUCUUGCUUCGCAGUCUGUUUUGUGAGCGUGAAAGAGUGACAUAGGACUGCUGUUCAGUACUCGUGGCUUUCUGGAAUUUAAGAGCAGAUGGAGCUGUUACACCACCCAAGCUGACCUCCUGCAUCUCGGGGGAUCCUCGUCACCCCGUGUGUGCGUUCACUCAGCGCACUGAACAACGCUUACAUGUAUUUUCCAGAAAGUCAUCAAUCCUGAUUCAGGGAACAGAGGAUCCGUGCUGUUCCUCCGUUAUUUGCUUAAUCACCCUCACUGCUUAAAAUUCGGGUCUUAUUUAAAUUUCCAUGCUUCGGCUUCCAGCUGUCGUUACGCUUUAUCUUCUGGAUUAAAGAGCACUUUAGUACCUGGUAUGUUUUCACAUGAAUGUAUUUAUACAUGGUAAUCAGAUCAACAUUUAGUCUUCCUUCCCCUAGUUAAAGAGAGGCCGAACUCCUUCAGCCUUGCAUUUGAAGGCAUUUUCUCCUGUUUUCACAUCAUUUUGGGGGCUCUCACGUCACUGUUUCUAAGAGGUCAGCUGGAAGGCAGGCACCAGGCACGCUGCUGUCAGUGCUCCCUGCUCGUCCCUGCUGUCCAUGUCCUGUGGCAGUGCCCUCACCGGGGAGGACCCAGGUGACCACGCGUUGCUGAGACAGACUCUAUGUCACACCAUGACCUGUGUCACCUGAAGCACCACAAACCACAAAACAGUUCCUUGCUUGGGAGCUUUGCUUUGGUGGGGCCGUUUCUGUUCCUGUUGACUUCCACAUGUACCUGGCUGCGGUUGGAAGUGCCCUGGUGGGAUCACGCUGCUCUCUGCAGGGCUGCCAGCUCCUCCCCAGGAGCAUUUUGCAAAGCCGUGACUGCAGGGCGCAGGGCAGUGCAUCUCCUCCCCCACGUGUCACGUUCUCCAAGCUCAGAUGGAUCCUGGGGGAUUGCCACGGCUUUUCCUUCUGGUUCUGGAUCGCCCAGCCCUGAUCGCUCUCCGUAAUCCUCCCAGCUUUGUGUCACCUACAAAGCUGGUCAGAGAUUUGCAUUUGCUUCAAGAGAAGCAACGGAGAUGGUCAAGCCCAGCACCUUGGAGAGCCCCUUCAGCACCUGUGGUUCCCCAGGCCCUCUCUGGUUGCUUCUCCUCAUCUGGAUUUCAGUUCAUCUAAAAGGCAUGGAGCUGACAUUUGGUGCUGCACGUUUUCCAUGCCGGGUAGGACUGCGCAGGAGCCUCGCAUCAAUGCAGCCACCUGCAUCAGGCAGACUGCGAGCUAGAAGAAAAGGGGUUACGUGUGAGCAGCAGGACCUACUUACCGUAAAACUCAGUGGGUCAGUGCGAACGACACGGGUAUUCUUCAAUCCCGUGUCAGUUAAAUUCCAUAUGAAUUUCCCACCGUUUUCCCAGGAUCGGUGUUAUUUUUCUGCCUGGUUGGUUCGUGGAUCAUCUUACUCGCUCCUUUUUGCGUCAUGCCCUGAUGCUGCUAUUCUUCUCAUCGUUUGGAUGUCCCAGUAUUACAAAAUGUAUUCAAAUUUAACUUUAUUGGCCCGGGAAGAUCUUCAGGGAGAAGUUAAGGAGGAUGAUGUACCACAUUUUCUAGAAGUAAACAACUUCUUCAAGCGCAGGUAGCUUAUGCCAGUAAUCCCAUUUUGGCAAUAGAGAGGAAAAUAGUAUUUCCUUAGCAGCAAAAUUAACAUUAAGGCAUCAGUCAUUUUGUUUUUUGUAUUUAUUAGCAAUUAUACACUACCUGCCUACCUGACGAGCAUGCGUGGUGCCUGGGAAAUCGUUUGGUGUUAUCUAAUUUAAACAACAGCAAUGAAACCCCCCUCUGAUAGCCCUUUGCUACGCCAAAUGUGGUUUUCUUUCCUUCUGUGUCAUUCGUUCCUGUUCUUGUCCUUCAUUUCCUAAUCUUCAGUUCGUGCUGACCCUGAUCUAUUUUGUCGUGUCCAGUCGUUAGUGCUGGCCUUGUAACUGCUGCUGUCUCUUCACUGCUGACCUGGAAGGGGCACAUGGCAGCGGUUCUCCUCUUCAAUUUGUGGAUCUGUCUCCCUUCUUCUUCAAGAACUCUCAGCCACCUUUUACUUUUUGAUUUUAAGCUUUCCAUGUUUCCCAUAAUCGAUCUAAUUUCCCUUGGUUGAUUCCCUUAGGAAGCACCAACCGUCUGGUUGGGACUCCCAUUUCCCCGUGCUGUCCAUUGCUGAUUAAAUAGCAGUCAACUGUUGAGUAGAUUUGUAUUCAUUACAUCGAGACCCAAAGAAGCAUUCCUGUAUGUUGGAGCAAAGCAGCACUUACAGAGGAGCAAUCAGUUUCCCAUGUUCAGAAAAUGAGGUGACAUUUUAUUGCUUGUAGGUUGGGACAUUCAGCAUUUGCUUUCAGGUUGAAUUUGCCCUGGUAGCAUGAGUGUUAAUUUAUAUAACUCAGAGAUCAGCUCUUAGAAGCUAAUGUGUUUUUUUUUUUUCUUUAGUGGUCCAUGACAAAGUCUCAUGAAGGAGCUUUUAACCUGUAACUUCUGACACUGAUCCACACAAACCCGAGGCCCUGCUCUGAAUCAUUGGUGCCCAUAUAGAAGAUUUCAAUGUAAACUCUUUCUCUGGGCCUCCUUCCCCACUCAGUACGUUUUCAUUCUCGUAGCAAUCAGGCAUUCUUAGUAUUCCAAAAUGGAGUAAUCGUCUGUGGGUUUCAGUAAUGACAAUUAUGUCAAAACUCUUAUUACCUCUAAAAGCAGUCCACAUCCUUUUUCCUGUUAUCCAGUCUCCUCGUACUUCGAAAUGAACAAAGAGGAAGAAAAAUCUUCCUCUCAUUCUUUAUCAAAUGGGCUUAAUUACUUCUGACACGGUGCAUUUGUGCAGCGUUUCCCUCUUUGGAAUUGUUUCUCCAGCAUUCUUGAUUUAAUGCCUUUCUAAUUGUUCUACUUAAGUCUCAGCCAAGAUCAUUAUCUCACCUCUCUGUGAAGUGCAGGUUGUUGACUGUGAAAAUCCUCCAGCAUGGGCCAGCAUUCCCUGAACCCAGCGUUCCCAGUUUUGCUCCCAUCCUGCGGCUGGAGAUUCCCCUCCAGCAUUUUCUGCACGAUGCCUUCUCCUGCUCGUAGGUCUGAAGGGAUCUCUGGGAUGAGCUCAUGAACUCCUCCAUCCGCCAGCUCUCCGGCGACGUCCUCACGUCCCAUUGCUGUCAAAUUUCUGCACUUUAAUUUCACAGACUCAUCCUGCACCGGAGGACAGCGGUGGGCUGUCCUCCCCUUUUUUUUGUUGAGAUGCAACACAAACGCACGUGGCUCCGUGCAGAGGCUCAGUGUGGUCUGAGCGCUGCCUCCUCUUCCAGCUGACGGCGAAGGGCACGCGGGUCCCUCUCAGCCACUUCCACUCCACGCCGUACAUUUGUCACCAGAUCACAUUUGUUGUGCAGGACUGCUCCUUUGUAGGAGGGGAAGCGCAGUGUCUGCAGCUUAACGUGGCUUUUCUACUCGUACAGCUGGAAUAGACCCAUACCUGAGAAGAGGGAACCGUAUCCCGAUGAAACUCCUGUUUGGCAGUCCUGCUUUCCUCCUAAGGAGUCUUCACAACGGACUUAUUUACUAAACCGGGGUUUCCUAAAUUUCUGGGUGAAAGAUGGAGAGGAUGCGGGGACCCUCUGUGCCAACGUGAGCGCAGCACUGUGGGCUGUGUGGUCCCAUGGCCGUAUCAGCAGGCAGUCGUGUUGGUGUGGUUUAGUUUGGUACCACAUCUGUGUAGGGUCAUGAUAGAAUAGAAUAGUCCAGUGGGAAGGGACCCACGAAGACCACCAGCUCCAACUACCUGACCACUUCAGUGCUAUAGCAAUAGUUAAAGCAUUUCAUUGAGGGCAUCGUCCAAAUGCCUGCUGAGCUCUGACGGGCACAGGACAUCACCCACCUCCCUGGGAAGCGUGUUCCAGCGUCUGACCACCCUCAUGCUCAGCGAAUGUUUCCAAAUGUCAGAUCUGAGCCUCCCCUGGCACAGCACUGUGUCAUUCCCACCCAUCCUACCGUUGGCUGCCAGGAGCCAUGCACCUUCCUCUCCAUUUCCCCUCCUUGGGGACUCUGCUGUAUGAUCGGUGCUUUGCUGGUCUCUGAACAAAGUGGUCCUGAGCAACAUGCUUUUAGGCCAAAGUACUGUGGCCUUGGUGCAGGAAUCCUCUCAAAAGCUGGGGACCUUUUCCUUACCACCAGAGACUUCACUCUGCUGGAAGUGGUGAUUCCCAGACACUUCCUUCCUUCCUGACCAUGGUCCACCCUCCCUGCUCAGGUGCUGCCCCUGAGUUAAGGUGCUGUGCAGUGAGGUCUGCCUCCUCCACCCCCAGCUGGCUGCUGCCUUUCCCAUUUUGCUCAGGCUCAGCUGAAGGCAGCGUACAUCCAAUGCUGAAGUGGGAAGUCUCAAUAAUUAUUCAUUCUGUGUGUCCCGAGUUAAGCGCUGCCGCUGCAUUGCUUUGUAACUUAAAGUCUCAAUAGCUUGUCUGCUGCCAAGCCAAACGUCCCCUCUCCUGGAUGCUUGAAAAACCCUGCUCUUUGAAAACCUUAGUCCUCUCUUUCUUGAGAAUACUCCUAUACUGAAUUUUUAACCCAGAGCUUUCAGGUCUGUCAGCAAAAUGGUGGUAACGUGGGCAGCGCUCCAACUUUGUUCCGAGAGAAGGAACAAACAAAUGGCCAUAUUUCCAGUGCUUGGUAUUUAGCAAAGAUAGCACUUGUGCACUGCAGCUUUUUCUAUUUUUAAUUUCUCAUCUAUCCCUUGCAAAAUCUCUGUAGUGAGUCUAUUCUUUGUUCAGCCAAAACAGCACUGCUAUUAGCUAUGCAUUUUUAUCCUCUGGGUCUCUGGGGUAAGUCUUGCAGAGGUAUUGCAAACAGCCCCCGACCCCGAAUGUUCCUUUCCGCGUGGCCAGGCCUUCAGAAGUUUGGGUAAUUACAAACACCGUUAAUUCAGCGUCGUCCUGCAAGAGCUGGGGGGGGACCCAGACCAGUGAGGUUUCAGAAAUCCCAUCCCCCUGCAGCUGGAGCUUUCUUCUGGAGCCACUCACGGGCAGCAGAUGUGGUUCCUUCCUCCCAGCUCUUGAAAACUGCAGCAUUACCAUCUCGGUGACUUUGCGGUAUAAAACUGAUUCACCCCUUCUCAGCUUCUGUAACUUCUUUUCCUUCACCUCUUGACCCAGGGAAAAGAAUAUCCCUGCAGGAAUUAUUUAUGGGUCAUUAUGGAAUUAUUUAUGGGUCAUUAUGGAGUCUCCUCCUACGGAGAUUCAAGGCCCGUCUGGACGCCGACCUGUGCGACCCAUUGCAGGCUGCCUGCUUUAGCAGAGGGGUUGGACUCAGUGAUCCCUGGAGGUCCCUUCCAAGCCCUGCAGUUCUGUGGUUGUGUGAUUAUCCGUGACCCUGCUCAACAUACAGAAGUUAAUGCAACCUGCUCGGUUUCCAGAAAGCAGAGGUUUCCCCUUGCUCUGAGCUGACUCAUGUAUGGGAGAGAGGUGACAUAGCCCUGUCUGAGGUUUCAGUUCUAGAAGUUCAGAAAGGGGACAGAUCUGUGCUGUAGAUGAGGGGGAUGAGAUAGGUUUGCCCCUUCACCUGGACCACCAGAACUCCUGUGCUUACUCUUAGUUUCUCUUCCCAGCACAGGCUGAGCUUUCUCUUCCCAGCACACACGACAGCCACGGCCCAGGACCUGUCACUCAACGAGGCACCUUUAGGAAGUGGAGCUGGCCACUGCUCUCAGCCAUAGGGUCUGAAUGUUGAGUGGUGCUGUGUGGAGCCAGGAGUUGGAAUCAAUGACCCUUGGGGGUCCCUUCCAACUUGGGAUGUUCCAUGGUUCUAUGACUUCCCUCCUUCUGCCGUUGGCACGGGACUUCUGUCCCCUUCCAUCCUGCUCUUGUUCCUCUUCCCCCAGUGCUGAGUUCCCUGGAGAAGCUGGAGGUCUCAGCCCAGUCCCACCAGUGCUGCUUGUGCCUUGUUAGCUGCGCGCUGCUGCUUCUCCUCUGCUGAACUGCUCCGGAUGCGGCCGCUCCCGUGCACACUGUGGUGCAGAGCAGGGGGUUUCUCAAAGCAAGCUGGACCUCCCCGCUUGGAGAAAUGCUCUUCUGCAGAGUUAAAUCCCAUUAGCAUGCUCUGAAUGAUGCUGCCUGCACCGUUAAAGACGUGAUUUGAGGUGCCGUCCUCGCAGCAGAGCCGAGGGGAAGGCACGGUGCUGUCACCGCUUCUCCAGCGCAAAGCUCAGUACCUCCCUGUCAACUGCUGCUGGGAGAGGGUUUAAAAGUGUGGGCACGUGUUCCCUUCUCCUGGCUCUGCUGAGGAGGAGGGAGCAGAUAAAUGCAACCGCUUACACCGCCACAGCGCGAGCCGCUGUAGUUUAGUUCAGUGCUGCAGCGUUGCUGGGAACGCUCUGGGAAAGAUGAACAGUCCUUGAAACAGCUGAAAAGAAACAGGCUUCCUCCUGUAGGCAAAUCCUGACGGUGAAAAACGUACUUCAGAAGUUACUAUUAUUCUAAAAUUAGACCCAAAGCCGAGUAAUAGUUUAGAGUGGAGAAAAGUGAAAACAAUCCUCAAUAUUGAGCAGAGCAGCAGCCAAGGAACAGCAGGAAUGAGAAGAAAUGGCUGCAUUCACAAAGGAACCUACUUGGCUGGUGUGCAGUGAUACGGACUGCGCUCAAUACGAUGUGGGGCCAAGCAGCUGCAGGAUUUGGCAAUGGGGAGAGGUGCUGUGCAGGUGCCCAGGGCACCUCCUGCUCUCUGUCGUGCUGAGAUGCCCGGAGCUGAGCUGCAGGCUGCCUGCUGCUUGUGCCAUGCUGCACGGUACAUGCACAGCCACGUGAUUAACAACCUGCACCACUCACCUGAAUGUAGGCUAUAUUUUCCAUUAUACAUUCCGUUUUAGUGCUGAAAUUCCUAAGUUAUGCUCUGGUUUAGGCAGCUGCUGUGGCCGACAUGGAGAAGCCCUGGAUGAAAUUCCAGUGUUUGUGAUGUGUAAAGUUCUCUCCUUCUCAGUUUAAAGUCUGUUAGCCCAGUUGCUUUCAACCUCUUUUUUGUUGUCGUUUUGUUUCAGCAAACCAGCGGCAUCUCUUUGAAUUCAGUGAAUAAUGAAUAUCAAUGUGUUUGUCUUCAGCUGAAACUCAGGUUGAAAUGUUCUCUUGUGAUGCUUUCCCCUAAACCUGAAGAACACCACCAUGAGGUUCUGCCUAUGGGCAGUGUUAUCACGGGCAGAUAUUUCCUAUUUGCACCCUCUGUCCCUACAGGGACAUCAUGAGAUGCUGACCCUCCUGUGCCGUAGCCUGUGUACCGAGGCUUGCCACCAUCUCAACUUGAACAGAGCUCUCCCUCUUUCCAGAAUGCCAGCAUCAAGUUCUGGAGGAACACUGACUUAAAAAAACCAACCACAAAAUCUGGUCUCUGAAUGAAGAGGGCUCCUGCUCAUUUUGGAGCUGUCCCAGGGCCCCUCGCCACGUGAAUCCCACACCUCAUGGCCAACACCGACGGCUGCAGAGCAGCGUCCAUCCCUGCUGCCUUCUGUGCCAUCCCCUCUUUGUUGACGGCUUCUGGGGGUGUGUGGGGGGCACUGCCCUGGGGCUGGUGCUGAUGGGAGCGCUCCUGGCGCUGGGGCUAUGUGGGUUCAGGGUGCAGGAGCACAGAUCUGUCGUUGUCCACAAUGCAGCUGUGCUGGGAUGCGCUGCUUGCACAGAAGUGAACACCUGAGGACUGCCAGAAUGCCUCAGAUGCAAUUAACGCAUGCUCUUCAUCCUAAGCUUCUUCCAGCAAAACAAAGAGAAAACAUAGCUACAAGGCAAAAAUAUAGAAAGAACUCUGCUUUAAGCACUGUAGAAAGGAACUUCUGUAGGCUCCUCUGGAGCUGCACCCAUUCCUCCUUCUGGCCCCCCCAGCAAAGCCCUCUCUUGCCUGCAUCUUGUCCCACAUGGGUUUGGGUCUGGUCUGCUCCCCCAGUCAGGUUGUGGAUGGCGUCUGCACCGCACAAUCCUCACUGCAGCUGCACCCCCUCCUCUGCUUCCCACCACCCCCAGGUGAAAGGAGGCACCCCCUGGCAGUGGCUCAGCCCCACAGCACAUUGCCCACCCCUUCCCUGCUGCCCUCUGGUUGCCAGUGGUGCUCCCAAGCAGAGCUCCCACCCACUGCUCACAGCGCACUGCUAUGACAUGGGGGCAGCUGGUUGGAUCCCCCACCCCCCCAUCCCCAUGCCAGGAUGGGUGCAUGGGGAGUGCUGGUCCCACACUGUGAGCUGUGCUGCCCCAUAGCCCAGGGCAGGAAGCCCAACCCUACAGCUCCUUCUGGUGUGUGCGCACUGUGCAAUAUGCAGUGCACCGUCUUGCUUCUUUCCCUUUUCUCUUUACAGACCUCGUGCACUUAAUUGCUUUAAGCAUAUGUUUGGAUAUGCACAGUUCCAGAAAUUAGCAGAGUGUAACCAUUAAAAUCCUGGAUUAGAUAGUGGCCAGAUGAGGUAUAGUGGACAAAUUGCUGCGGUUCAUCCCGUGCAUCUCCAAGUGCCCAAUUCGGACCUUUCUCAGUCUGGAGUUCAAGAUAAUUUGGUCAUUUUUUUUUUCCCAGAGGAAUAUGGCAUAUUAACAAUAGAAACCAAAGAUAUGAAGCCUCAAGUUCUGCCUUUUUAAAAACGUUGUCUCAUUGAAGCUGAUUUGGAAAACAGAUUGCUGAUGUAACCGCACCUGGGAGUGCAGGAGGUGCCGGGAGCGGAGCGUGGAAGGGCACCGCGGCUCCAUUGCACGACGCUAAGUUUGUGGCAGUCUCUGGGUUCUUGUUACACUAACACGUGCCUUCAACUACUCGAAAAUCAUUGUGUUGAUCCUAUGGAGAUAUUCAAGACCCAUCUGGAUGCCCACUUGUGCGACCUGUUGUAGGGAACUGCUUCAGCAGAGGGUUGGACUCGGUCAUCUCCCGAGGUCCCUUCCAACCCCUGUGGUUCUGCGACUCUGUGAUUCUGUGCACCUUCCCAGGCCAUACAUGGCUGUAUUCCUAGCUGAUGAUCUUAUUUUUUGGUAGCAUUGCAUUCUGAUGCGGGCCCAUGUUUCCUUUCUCUAACAAAGUCGGGCUCAUUUUAUAUCAAAGAAGAUUUUUCUUCCUUCUGUGUGCGAAGAGGAGGAUCUGGUGGAGGCCAGCCCUGCCCAGGAGGGUUGGAACUGGGUGAUCCUUAAGGUCACUUCCAACCCAAACCAUUCUGUGGUUCUCUGAGAAUCAGAUCAGCCCAUGAAUAGGUGAGCGUGGUCCUUUUGCAGCUCAGACCUCUCUAGCUCCAUCAGGGCAGGACAGGAACCUGCAUCCAGCUGUGUCAGCAUCAUGGCUUUGCCCCGGGGUCCGUGCUUGGGUGUCUGCAGGUGCACUCACAGGGGGAGGCGAGCUGUGCUUCUCACUUGCAAACCAUCAAGGCAGCAUUUGGCUGAAAGGUGGGCACUGCAGUCAGGUGCCUGAUGGAUGGAUGUAGCAGCUGCUGAUGGAAAGGCUGUGCCUGUCUGGCACAGAGAAUUCUUUGUGCUUUUUGGAGCUGCUUGCACCAGCAGAGCAACAGAUCUGCACCGGGGCUCUUGCUCCCACCUGCAAAGCAGAUGCAGGAGGUGGAUCACACCAACCCCAUGCAGCGCUGCAGGCGUGGGGCAGUGGCUGAAAGCUGUGGGAGGAAAAGGACCUGGGGGUGUUGGUCGGCAGCUGAACACGAGGCAGCAGCGUGCUCAGGUGGCCAAGAAGGCCAACGGCGUCCUGGCUUGGAGCAGCAGCAGUGCAGGCAGCAGGAGCAGGAGGUGCCCGUCCCUCUGCACGGCGCUGCUGGGGCUGCAGCUCAGACUGAGACAGAAGAGGGCUGUGGUGCAGCAUCACUACAGGGGCUCAUGGGAACCUCGUGGCUCCUACAGCUCCUAAAAGGAGGUUGUGGUGAAGGAGGGUUGGCCUCUGCUCCCAG
Numida meleagris (helmeted guineafowl) is the source of this 13060-nucleotide messenger RNA. RefSeq lists its product as uncharacterized. NCBI's taxonomy places the organism in Eukaryota, Metazoa, Chordata, Aves, Galliformes, Numididae. The record is from RefSeq and is a predicted model, not a curated record. Gene Ontology annotation, cellular component: dendritic spine; postsynaptic membrane; postsynaptic density. Gene Ontology annotation, molecular function: ionotropic glutamate receptor binding; synaptic receptor adaptor activity. The coding region runs from base 534 to 1424 and encodes 296 amino acids. The transcript has 4 exons.